Messenger RNA from Haemonchus placei, 162 nucleotides. Lineage: Eukaryota; Metazoa; Nematoda; Chromadorea; Rhabditida; Trichostrongylidae. The record is from the annotation of a GenBank genome assembly.
AUGACAUCUCUAUCAUGGAACCAAUUCGCUUUUGUCUACUCGAAUGUUGGUGAUACAGAAAAAUGUGAGGUUAUGAAGAGUGACAUUCAGGUGACUUUAAUCCUUUGCAUAUUUUCAAUUCAUCAGAUGGACAUAUACACAAAUUUAUCUGUGCCCACUUAA